This is a messenger RNA of Chlamydomonas reinhardtii, 2999 nucleotides long. RefSeq lists its product as uncharacterized. Gene Ontology annotation, biological process: intra-Golgi vesicle-mediated transport. Lineage: Eukaryota; Viridiplantae; Chlorophyta; Chlorophyceae; Chlamydomonadales; Chlamydomonadaceae. Gene Ontology annotation, cellular component: COG complex. The record is from RefSeq and is a predicted model, not a curated record. The transcript is spliced from 10 exons. The coding region runs from base 117 to 2573 and encodes 818 amino acids.
AUACUAAUAUACAAGGAGCUGGUUGAAGCUUGACUCGCAGGCCUGGCCUUGAACACGAAGAUAUGUUGCGCACAAAUUGACAAAGCUCUGCACCAGAACCUCUCGCAAUUGACGCGAUGGGCAAAGGCGGUGAUAGCACCGAUGACAACCAUGCGGGUCCUAGCACUAGUGGGGGCAGCGACUUGCUGCAGUUGCCCCGCUUCCAGCCCUUCCUAGACAACAAUUUCAACGUAGCAGAGUUCACCUCUAAGGUUCUUGGUGGCUCGCAUACAACAGCGUCAGCUCAAUCGGAGCAGCUGCGCGAUGGAGUGCACCAGUUGGAGUCCGCGCUGUCCGACGAGGUGGUCGCGCGGAACAAGGAGCUCCUGCAUCACGUCCGGCGUAUGCUGGACGCAGAAAACUCGGUCCGGGAUGUGGUGCUUUCAGUGGAGUCCUUACAGAGCGCUGUUCGGCGCAUCCGCGCUGAGGUGGUGGGGCCCUAUGAGCAGAUCAAACACAAGACGCAGCAGCUGCGCAACAUCCACGCCACCGUGGACAUCCUACGGCACGUUAUCCACCGCCUGAAGCUUGCACAGAAGUUGCGGGCUCAGCUCGCGGUGCCAGCAGCGCAGCUGGACCUUGCGAAGGCAGCCAAGCUCAUAACGGACAUUCGGCACGUGGACGCCGAGGUGGACCUCUCCGCCAUCGAGGCUGUGGCCGCAGAUGCGGAGUUUCUGGAGUCGGCCCGCAAGUCCGUGCAGGAGCAGGCGGAGGCCGCGCUGGUGGAGGGCGUGGAGUCUCUGAGCCAGGCCAAGGUGGGCUCGGCGCUGCAGGUCAUAUUCAACCUGGAGGAGCUGCAGCAGGCGGUGAACGGGCUGCUGUCGCGGCACCUGCACGACAUCGAGAAGGCGCUGCGCAACGCGCUGGACAGCCGACACCUGGCGGCACAGGCGGCCGCGCCGGGGGCAGCCGCGCCGGGGGCGGCGGCGGGCGGGCGGCCAGGCCAGGCGGCGCCGGGCGCGCAGGACCGCAUGUGGCAGGCCCUGCGCGACGUGCUGGAGCAGAUCAGCUCCAGCACUGUGGCGGUGUGGCACCUGCAGCGCGUGGUGGCCAAGAAGCGCGACCCGCUGUCGCACGUGUGCUUCCUGGACGUGCUGGUGGGACCGGGCGAGCCGCUGCUGGUGGCGCGCUUCUGGUCUGACGUGGUGCGCGCCACCACGGACGCCUUCGCCAGUGUGGCCAAGCCGGGCAAGGGCGGCUUCGUGCGCGACACGCUCACGGCCGCCUACACGCGCCUGGCGGGCCUCAUUGAGACCAUGUUUGAGCGCCUGACCGCCGAGACCACCAUCAAGGGCGUGCUGCCGGCUGUGGGCCCGGCGCAGCUGCAGCAGCUACUGGCCGCCACCAGCCCCUUCCAGACCGCCUACAUGGCUGGGUGCCUGUCGCGGCUCACUGACGCCGUGGCCGCCGCCUUCCCCGGCAGCAGCCGCCAGCUGCCGUCCGCGACAGAGGUGCAGAAGUGCAUCGGGCUGAUGCACGAGGAGCUCAAGGUGGGCGCCUCGUCGCCGCAGCUGGCCGCCAUGAUGGCCGCCACGGCCGCCAAGGCGCUGGCGCUGCUGGCCGAGCGCGCCGAGUACUCGGCCGCCUCCGGGCCCGAGCUGCGCCAGCUGGCGCCGGGAGGCGGCGCCGCAGCCUACGGCCCCGUGUCGCCAAACGCCUCCCAGCUGCGCAACAUCGCGCUGUGCUCGCAGCUGCAGGAGACGCACCGCUCGCUGUCGACGCUGCUGGCGCGGCUGCCGCCGACGGCGGCGCCGGCGCUGGGCGGCGCGCUGGGCGCGGUCCAGGCGGCGGCGGUGGACUGCGUGGCGCCAAUCUUCCGGGCGGUGGUGGAGGCGUGCGAGGAGCGGCUGCUGCGCAUGCACGAGUGGCCCGGGUACGGCGGCGCGGGCGACAGCGGCGACGUGACGUCCACCUCGCCGCACGUGGCGGAGGCGGCGGCCCUGCUUGGAGACUUCAGGUCGGAGUUCCUGUCGCGCUUCGUGCCGCCGCCCUCGCCAAGCAUGCCCAGCUGUGUGGGCAGCCUGGUGGAGCGCAUGGCGUGCCGCCUGCUGGUGUUCUUCGUCCGGCACGCGGCGCUGCUGCGGCCGCUGUCGCAGGCCGGCAAGCUGCUGGUUGCCAAGGACCUGGCGGAGCUGCAGGCGGCAGUGGGGCAGCAGCUGCACCCGCUGGAGCAGCUGGGGCAGCCGUACCGCGCCGUCAAGGCCUUCCGCGCGCUGCUGUUCACGCCCGCGUCCGGCAUCGCCGCCAACCCACUGCUGGGCGAGCUGCCGCCCGCGGUCACGCUGCACCACCUGUUCUCCAGGCUCCCCGCCAACGUGCAGGCGCCGCACCAGCGCUCCGGCCUGACGCCGCUGCAGUACUCGCUGUGGCUGGACUCCCACACCAGCGAGGAGUGCCUGCGCUCCAUCGGCGCCGCGCUGGCGGCCGCGCCCUCCGCCGCCGCGGUGUCCACGGCGGCGGGCGAGGACGGCGCUGAGGCGGCGGAGGCGCUGGCGGUGAUGAAGCGCAUGUGUGCAGCCGUGGACGCGGCGUGACGAUGACCAGCAGACGGGUGGCUGUGUGGCGGGGCUAGAGCCUAGAGGUGACGAAGUGCGUGUACGUGGGUGCGGAAUUUGGUUUGGUGGAGGCAGGGAAGGGGAGCGGUAGGCAGUGGAAGAUGCGGGUGCAAUCUUAUGCGAUAGCAUCGUGGCCCCCAUGCCUCUGCCCUGGACCUUCGAAUUAGCCCUUCUCCCUUCAGAGCUCAUGUAGACCAGACGCUUCGCGUCCUUGGCCCUUGGAGCGUUCAUACCUUACUGAAAGAUGAUAAGACUGUGCCUCGUGCCUUCAGGUGGGGAGCUAGGGCACGUAAGCUUGGUUAGCCGCACGAUUAUGUGCACAUGGGUGCGGUGCGCUGACCCAAACGGGCAACGGCUGUUGUUACAGUGCCCUCCACGUGCGACAAGCCCUUGUAACUUCCGUCU